ACAACCACGAUUCGUAAAAGUGGAAAGGGACCUCAAUUUUAUCAUAUGCGAAACAUUAAUCGCUUCCUUUUCCGUCGUCAUUUCUUCAAGUUGGCUUCUCUCACUCGUUCGUCUAUUUCAGAAAGGAACCCUUUUUUCUCGUUCUUCAUCCCCGUCUUUAGAUCGAAACGAAGACUUCAGUUCUUCGGCAGAACUACUCUCAUGGCUUCCAAACGGAUCUUGAAGGAGCUCAAGGACCUCCAGAAAGACCCUCCUACCUCUUGCAGUGCUGGCCCUGUAGCAGAGGAUAUGUUUCACUGGCAAGCAACGAUAAUGGGCCCCCCUGAUAGCCCCUAUGCUGGUGGUGUUUUUCUCGUCACCAUUCAUUUUCCUCCUGAUUACCCAUUCAAGCCACCUAAGGUUGCAUUCAGAACCAAAGUUUUUCACCCAAAUAUCAACAGCAAUGGUAGUAUUUGUCUCGAUAUCUUAAAGGAGCAGUGGAGCCCUGCUUUGACGAUAUCUAAGGUCUUGCUCUCCAUUUGCUCCCUCUUGACGGAUCCAAACCCAGAUGAUCCCCUGGUGCCAGAAAUUGCUCAUAUGUACAAGACAGACAGGGCCAAGUAUGAGACCACUGCCAGGAGCUGGACUCAGAAGUAUGCCAUGGGCUAACAUAUUGGAAGGCGUCAGAGUUUUUCCUUCCAUUUAUUGUUAAAAGUGUAAUUGUAUAAUCUAACGAUCUAUCAUCUGCAUUAUGCUGUAGACAAUUUGAGGAUAGGUUCUUACAUUUUGCCUCAUCUGUGAAAACUUAUAUAAGCUUUAGUUUGUCUGUAUGAAUUUCGUCUGUGGUGCUGUGAAAUUUCUGUUGCUGAUGAUAAUGUUCCCCCACGUGCUAUGUAGAUUCGCUGCUGAUUGUAGUUUCAUAUUAACAGCUGUACUGCUUUAUGGCCAAAAUCACAACUGUACUGCUUUGUCUC
This is a messenger RNA of Prosopis cineraria, 953 nucleotides long. RefSeq names its product ubiquitin-conjugating enzyme E2-17 kDa-like. Lineage: Eukaryota; Viridiplantae; Streptophyta; Magnoliopsida; Fabales; Fabaceae. Gene Ontology annotation, cellular component: nucleus. Gene Ontology annotation, biological process: protein polyubiquitination. The record is from RefSeq and is a predicted model, not a curated record. The transcript has 4 exons. Gene Ontology annotation, molecular function: ubiquitin conjugating enzyme activity. Bases 46 to 648 code for a protein of 200 amino acids.